CUCCAAAAUCUAUCCAAAUUGGAAAGCACCGUGCAGUGGUCACUGUUGAGUGAUCUCUCGCUCUACAGUCUACACUCACUGCUUUUGAUGGCGGAAACGGCGUCAAAUGCAGCGGAAGCUCCAACGCCGCCGGUCAGGUUGUGGAGGACUGCGUUCUUGACGCUGAGGGAUGAAACGCUAACGGCCCCUCCUUCUUCCUCUUCCACACCCGAUUUGCUCCGUAACCUCAUCUUCUCCCAAUCGUACACUUUGCUAUCCGCGCUCCCUGAACUUCCCUCUCACGAGGUUUUGUCGGACAUUUUGUUUCUGAUGGAACUAGUUUCCGCCAGCUCCUUAAACCAAGAAGAAUGUACUCAUAUUUAUACCCAGACAUCACGUUUGAUCCAUGAUAUAUGUCGUGGUGUCUCCUUCGAUGUGAAUCCCUCAUCUUUCACCGGUGUUGUUAAUGCUUUCAGUAAGAUGCUGGAUCUCUUCCCUGGAAAAGUUGCCAUAGACGAUGAGUCAAACAGAAUUCGCAGUAGCGCGGGAAUAAUCUCUGCUAUUGAAUGUUUGCAGGCUUUCAGAUGCAUUAUUACUUCGUCGCAAAGAAGAUGGUUGCAGUCUGAAGAUACAUUACUGGUUAAAUUUCUACUUGACACUAUUGCUAGCUAUCAAGCUGCAUUUUGGUUGAUACCUCAUUCAAUGAGCAAAGACAAGGUUGAUAUGAGAUUAUCCAUAGAAAGCAGUUCCUGUGAAUUGCAGACUGUUGCUUUUGGGAUGCUCAGCAAAGCAAUCUCACGAGCUGGUUCAUCCUUCUCAGUUGAUAUGUGGAGAUCUAUGAUUAAGGUGGUGAGGAAAACAAUGGAUUUCUUGGCACAAAAAAGUUCAUUUGUGGAAGAUAAUGUGAUGUCCAGGUUUUAUGAAUCUUUUCUAAGCUGUCUUCAUUUGAUCCUCACUGAUUCUAAAUGCUCUGUUUCUGAUCAUGUGUCGGUUUUUGCUGCUGUUCUGCAAAUGUUCUUAACAUAUGGACUUUGUGGUCUAACACCAAGUACACCGGUUCUUAUUGGUCGCGGGGAGAAGGAAUGUAAUGCAGAGAGUCCACGGGCAAGCUGGGAACAAGUGAACAGGUCGAAUCGUACUGCCUAUAGGCCUCCACACUUGCGCAAGCGAGAGUGUUCAAAAAUGAAGCUGAGUAGAGCUUGGGAUUCUCAAAAUAUGUCAGAUAGUGAAUCUUCUGCUGUUAAUUUUACAUCUUCAGAUUCAGAUUUUAGUGAUGGCGAUGGAUCAGCAAAAGAGAGCGGUGGAACACUGAACUCAAGGGUUAGAGUGGCUGCCCUCAUUUGUAUACAGGACCUUUGUCAAGCGGAUUCUAAAUCUUUCUCUAUGCAAUGGUCCCUGCUUUUACCAACUAGUGAUGUGCUACAACCAAGGAAGCGUGAUGCAACUUUAAUGACAUGCUUGUUAUUUGAUCCAUGUUUGAAGGUGCGAAUGGCAUCUGCAUCCACACUAGUGGCCAUGCUGGAUGGUCUUUCUUCCAUCUUCUUGCAAGUAGCAGAAUAUAAGGAUUCUAGCAAAUUUGGAUCUUUUACAGCUCUUUCAAGUUCCCUUGGGCAGAUUUUACUGGAACUUCAUAGAGGUAUUCUGUUCUCAAUACAGCAAGAGGCCCAUGGUAAACUGCUGGCUUUGUUGUUCAAGAUUCUUCGGCUUGUGAUAUUAUCUACACCAUAUUCAAGAAUGCCACCAAAUUUGUUGGCUACUGUUGUGACAUCUGUUAGAACAAGGAUAAGAGAGGGAUUUCAAUUUAAAAGUGACCAGAGUAGUCUAUUGGCUGCUGCUGUUGGUUGCUUGACUCUAGCUCUAUGUUCCUCACCAUCAACUGAAGUGCGGAAGAUGCUUUAUGAGGAGGUUUCUUCAGGUUAUAUUAAAAAUGAAAAGAAGUCAGGUGUUCUCGUUAUGUUAUUUGAGUAUUCAUUGCAAUGGAGCUGCCCAACCAUUUGCCUUGAGGCACUUCAGGCACUGAAGGCUGUUUGCCACAAUUACCCCAACAUAGUCACUGCAUGUUGGGAACGAGUUUCUGCAAUUGUGUCUGGUUUCCUUAGUUUUGGAUACCCUGAAAUAUCUUCAAGGAAGUCAAGUGAACAUGGUGGUUCUCCUACUGCAUUCGUUAGUGAAAAAGUUCUUGCAGCUGCUAUUAAGGUUUUGGAUGAGUGUCUUCGUGCGUUAUCUGGAUUUCAAGGAACAGAAGAUCUUUCGGAUGAUAAGUUGGCGGAUAUUCCAUUUGCGUCUGAUUUCAUAAGGGGGAAGAAAGUGUCAUCUGCUCCAUUGUAUGAAUCAGAAGGCAAAGAUGAUGUAGUAAAUUCUGAGGCAUCUGAAUGUGGGAUUCAUGAAUGGUGUGAGGCUAUCGAGAAACAUAUGCCUUGUAUCUUAUGCCAUUCUUCUUCACUGGUGAGAGCUGCAUCCAUUACAUGUUUUGCGGGGAUGACUUCUUCGGUGUUCAUCUCAUUCACUAUGGAGAAGCAAGGCUUCAUUUUGUCUUCUUUAAUCAAUGCUGCUAUAAAUGAUGAUGUUCCAUCGGUGAGGUCUGCUGCCUGUCGAGCUAUUGGUGUUGUUUCAUGUUUUCCUCAAGUUUGUCAGAGUGCAGAGGUACUUGACAGGUUUAUCCAUGCUGUUGAGAUUAACACUUGUCAUACCCUAAUCUCAGUGAGGAUUACAGCUUCGUGGGCUUUGGCAAAUAUUUGUGACGCUAUUCGUCACACAGUUAGCUUGGAACAUAUGGGUUCAAAUUCUAACCCCAAAUUGAUUGUAUCAUUAAGUGAAUGUGCUUUGCAUCUUACUGAGGAUGGAGACAAGGUAAAAUCUAACGCUGUUAGGGCUCUUGGAUAUAUUUCAAGAAUCUUUAAAUGUUCAACAUCAAGAUUUCAAGACAUGUCAAUGGACCAUCUAGGCCCAAGGACUGAAGGAUAUUCUUGCAGUCAGAAUCUCAUCAAGUGUCAAAGGUCUAAUUCGAACCAUUACCAAUUGGAUUAUCAUGAAAAUUAUUGCAGAUUGGAAAGGAUAGUUAAGGCACUCAUUUCUUGUGUUAUUACGGGGAAUGUUAAGGUCCAGUGGAACGUUUGCCAUGCUCUAGGCAAUCUAUUCCUGAACGAGACCUUAAGUUUGCAAGAUAUGGACUGGGCUUCCGAUGUCUAUGGUGUUCUUCUGCAAUUAUUACGCGAGUCAUCAAAUUAUAAGAUCAGAAUACAAGCUGCAGCUGCAUUGGCUGUGCCUGCGUCAGUGCAUGAUUAUGGCCCAUCCUUCUCGGAUAUUGUGCAAUGUGUGGAGGAUGUAAUGGAGAACAUAGGUCAGGACCAAAUUUCAGGGCCAUCAAAUUUCAAAUAUAGGGUUUCAUUACAAAAACAGCUUACCUUGACAAUGUUACAUGUUCUAAGCUUUACAUCAAGCACGGAUGAUGAUCAGUUGAAAGAUUUUUUAGUUCAGAAAGCAUUGAUCCUUGAAGAUUGGUUCAAGGGACUGUGCUCAUCGGUUGAGGGUGAGCUUGAUGUUCAAGAUAAAAUCAUUACAGACAGAAAGAAAGUGAUGAUAUGCAAUGCAAUACAAUCAUUGACACAAGUCUACAAAGGGAAACAGAAGGAUGCAAUCGCCCAAAGGUUUGAGGAAUUGGAGGGCAGCUUGUGAUGUUUUCUUGAAUGACAGUUUUGGGAAUACCAUCUAUUUUGGGGUGUGAAAAUGUAGUGCCUCAGAGCAAAGCAAGAUAUUGGCGAAUGAUCUUCCCCAAGAUUGCUUAUGAACGGCGAGUGGGUGUACCAAUACUGAGCAAUUGCUACAUUGCAAACACGAGGGUCGUGUUUUCGUCUUUUCAUUAUUUGUGAUAAGUUGUAUCCAUAUACCUAACUUAUGUAAAUAUUUACAUGUUCUGACCUUAAUAACGUGAGGCUUUCUUUAGUUUUUUGUCUCUCCCAUUUAUGAAAACUUGAUUCUUUGAUGAUAUAAAAGGAGAUCCAUUACAAAGUUGGACCAUAA
Arachis ipaensis is the source of this 3999-nucleotide messenger RNA. RefSeq names its product ARM repeat superfamily protein. Lineage: Eukaryota; Viridiplantae; Streptophyta; Magnoliopsida; Fabales; Fabaceae. The record is from RefSeq and is a predicted model, not a curated record. Gene Ontology annotation, molecular function: protein binding.